Heterobasidion irregulare TC 32-1 is the source of this 1854-nucleotide messenger RNA. RefSeq lists its product as uncharacterized. Bases 45 to 1562 code for a protein of 505 amino acids. Gene Ontology annotation, biological process: glycogen metabolic process; UDP-alpha-D-glucose metabolic process. Gene Ontology annotation, molecular function: UTP:glucose-1-phosphate uridylyltransferase activity. Gene Ontology annotation, cellular component: cytoplasm. Lineage: Eukaryota; Fungi; Basidiomycota; Agaricomycetes; Russulales; Bondarzewiaceae. The transcript has 12 exons. The record is from RefSeq and is a predicted model, not a curated record.
CCCUCCUCUGCGUUGCCUCCAUCCCUUUCUCUCAUCAAACAGCCAUGUCCAACCUUGCACCCCCCCAGCUUACUGCGGGCAAGUCGCCUCGCACCAGGGGCGUGUCUGCCAUGCACUUCAAAAGCGCUACCACCGGGGUCGCUACCAAGACCAUGCGCAAUGAGCUCAACAGGCUUGUCCAGACCGUCCAGGACCCUGCUCAGAAGAGGGCAUUUGAUACCGAGAUGCAAUCCUUCUUCUAUCUCUUCACCCGCUACUUGGCGGAGAAAGCGAAGAGCCAGGACUUAGAGUGGGACCGUAUCAAGUCGCCUGCUGCCGACCAGAUCGUUCCUUACGACAAGCUCCCCGAAGUCAGUGACCCCAAGGCGCUGAACAAGCUUGCCGUCCUCAAAGUUAAUGGUGGUCUCGGCACGUCUAUGGGUAUGACGGGCGCGAAGAGCGCUCUAGAGGUGAAGGAUGAUAUGACUUUCCUCGACCUGACUGUGCGCCAGAUUGAGCACCUGAACACAACCCAUCGCGUCGACGUGCCGUUGAUCCUCAUGACCUCGUUCAACACCCACGACGACACCCUCCGCAUCAUCAAGAAGUACGCCAACCAACAGCUCCGCAUCACCACCUUCAACCAGUCACGAUACCCCCGCAUCCUCAAGGAGACCCUCCUCCCGGCCCCCAAGACGGCAGAUGAAGACAAGAAGAGCUGGUAUCCCCCUGGCCACGGUGACCUAUACAAUGCCCUUCUCCACUCUGGUGUCCUUGACCAGUUGAUCGCUGAUGGCAAGGAGUACCUCUUCGUGUCUAACUCGGACAACUUGGGUGCCGUUGUUGAUCAGAAGAUUCUCCAGCACAUGAUCGACUCCGAUGCUGAGUUCCUCAUGGAGGUUACAGACAAAACCAAGGCUGAUGUCAAGGGUGGUACCCUCAUCGACUAUGAUGGCCAAGUCCGUCUCCUUGAAAUUGCUCAGGUGCCUUCCGAGCAUGUGGAGGACUUCAAGUCUGUUCGCAAAUUCAAAAUCUUCAACACCAAUAACAUUUGGAUCAACCUGAAGGCGCUGAAGCGUAUCAUGGACAACGAUGGCAUGGAGCUCGAGAUCAUCAUCAACCCCAAGCAGACCGAUGACGGCCAGGCAGUCAUUCAGCUUGAGACCGCCGCUGGCGCUGCCAUCAAGCAUUUUAAGAACGGCCACGGUAUCAAUGUCCCUCGUAGCCGCUUCCUGCCCGUCAAGAGCUGUUCCGAUCUGCUGCUCAUCAAGAGCGACAUCUACUCGCUUGAGCACGGUCAGCUCGUCAUCAAUGAGAACAGGAUGUUUGAGACAACUCCUGUCAUCAAGUUGGGCGACCACUUCAAGAAGAUCCAACAAUUCCAGAAGCGGUUCAAGAAGAUCCCGCAGAUCAUUGAGCUCGAUCACUUGACAGUGACUGGCGAUGUCUACUUUGGCCGCAAUGUCACUCUGCGUGGCACUGUCAUCGUUGUCGCGAACGAGGGUCAGCGUAUCGACAUUCCCGAUGGGUGCAUCCUUGAAAAUCGUUUGCUCUCUGGGAACUUGACCAUGACCGAAUUGUGAUCACUUCUCUCCAACGCCCCUACCGCAGUCUGACAUCAUUUCACAUCAACAUCGUACUAGUCAUGCAUCUAUACCUUACACGUUCGCUACGAUAGCAUCGUUUCACAUCUACACCAUACAUCUCCUAUUCUCCUCCAUAUACCCUCGUGCUAUCGUCAUUUUCUUCCACCCGCUAGACUUGCAAAAUAAAGGACGUUCCGGAUGGACAGAAUUACUCUCGGUCGCAUUAGCUCACAGUUGAUCAUCCAGCGCAGACUUUCAAAGCAAACAUCUAAUAUAUUCUACACACUCG